CAUUAAAGGACACAAACUGCACUGUAAAAUGUGAAGAAUGAAUUGGUUAAAUCUCCUCCCAUAUGAUCUUUGGAAGCUGCCUGCCUCGAGUACAGUGCCUUGUGUGUGCAGGUGUAUACUCUGUUCCUGUUCGGACUGACGCCUGUGCUGCGUAUUCCAGGGCCUGGAUUUUUCACAGGAGUCUCCAAUCAUAUCUGUCUGAGGGAUUACAGCAACGACAUACACUGUAGACUGUGAUUUCUCAUGCAGUGCUAGCAGACUGCACUGGAUCAUCUUGCGGAAAUGCUGUGGGUGUGGAUGACACUGUGCCUCAUGUGGCAAGGAACAAGCAGCUUCAUGAUCCACAACAAAGUGGAAAGCCUGUGCCUUGAGGACUCCUUCGGAGAUGCUGGAGUUCAGUUAAAGAGAUGCAGUGUGGACUCGGAGCUCCAGCAAUGGAUCUGGAUAGAGCAGACGUUCCUCAUGAAUGUACACACACAACGGUGCCUGUCUGCCUUCCACAGUGACCCAGUCCAGACUCUCGACUGUGAUGGUGAAGAUGAACUGCAGUGGCAGUGUAUGAACAACAGGCUCAUCAGCAUGAGUAACAACCUGGAGCUAGGUGUGCACAGGGGAAGCCUGGCUCUGACCACCACGGGGAAAAGCACCAGGUGGAGGUCUCUAGAUCAAGGAGACAUCUGUCAGGAGGAGAAGCUGAGAUCCAGAAGACAGAGUGAAACAGAUGAGUUUCCAGCCACUGAGAACAUCAUGACAGAGGAACAGAGAGAGUAUCUCAGGUGGUACUACCGCACUGAAGAUGCGACGCCCUGGAAAUUUGCCAUGUUGGGCUUGUCUCUUGUGGCUCUGCUUUUGGGGUGUGUUUUCUGCGUCAUUGGACUGAUGGGUAACAAACAUCGGCGAGAAAUAGCCAAGUACAAGGCCACCACUGCUGCAUCUCCUGCCACAGUGAAAGUGGAAAUGGAGGAGCUUCAAGUCAUCACUGAGGUCAAGGGGGACAAAGACUACUACACUGGCCAAACACAAGAUGGACAACUAGAGAGCAAAGAACCACUGGAGGGAGCUAGUGAGACCGAGGCGCUGAAGCCUGGUGACAUUAUGGUCAUUUGGAAGGACGGAAAUGUCUCCAAACUCUACUCUGAUUCUCAAGAGGGGGGCGAGGAGGAUAUUUGAUGUGGAACUGAGAGACAAAGCAAAUCUCAAAACAAAUUCCCAUUUUUUUACCUUGAAUUGUUAGAAAAAUUAAAACGUAAAAGUUUAAAAGGCUGGUUAAGAGAACUGCACAGUUUAGGACUUUCUCUGCUCUAACAUAAUAAACCAAUCCCAAACCCCCAAUUGCAUUUGGUUAAUGUUGCUUUGUAGAUUAAGCCUUUAAAAACAUGGAUGGAGUUGUUGAGUUAAGCCAAAGACAGACAAUGAGACCAAGACAGAGAGUCCCUAUUGUUCUCUACUCAAAUCUGAUUGGGCAGAAGGUGUUGUUUAAUUUUUUAUAAAAGCAGUUUUCUUAGGUUCGUAUUAAUGCACUCAUUUUAAUACGUUAUCGUUUCUAUAGUUUUCCAGCUUAUUCACAGGAACUUGUAUGGUGGACGCUUCACACAAUCUAAGACUAAUAAUAAACAGAUUAAAAUGCAUUUUCUUAUUUAACAAAGAAAAAAACAUACAAUAGUUCUCUCAAACCUCUCUAUAACGAGACAUUCAUGGAAGGAGUCUCCAGUGUCAGCACUUUGAAGCAGUCAUUAAUUUUUCCACCAUGGCAAAGUCUUUUUUUUUUUUUUGGAUUUUUUUUCCAUCUACCUUGUUAACAUGACAAGCUGUGUUUGUUGUUUGUUUGCUUGUUUUUUUUACUUGUGUCAUGGAGUUCACCUCAGUGUUCACCAGUUACUUGUGUCAUGGACAUUAUACAUCACUAUAAAUGGAUAAAAAGUAUGUGUUGUUCAUUUAUAAAUUAAAAAUUGUAAUAAUUGGCAAAUUUCUGUGGUAUAAGAGG
Molecule: messenger RNA, 1984 nt
Organism: Pangasianodon hypophthalmus (striped catfish)
Lineage: Eukaryota; Metazoa; Chordata; Actinopteri; Siluriformes; Pangasiidae
Product: solute carrier family 51 subunit beta
Exons: 8
Coding region: 283-1170 (295 amino acids)
Biological process (GO): bile acid and bile salt transport
Cellular component (GO): plasma membrane
Molecular function (GO): protein heterodimerization activity; transmembrane transporter activity
Source: RefSeq, a predicted model, not a curated record